Messenger RNA from Morchella importuna, 474 nucleotides. RefSeq lists its product as uncharacterized. Lineage: Eukaryota; Fungi; Ascomycota; Pezizomycetes; Pezizales; Morchellaceae. The transcript has a single exon. The coding region runs from base 1 to 474 and encodes 157 amino acids. The record is from RefSeq and is a predicted model, not a curated record.
AUGGCGCUGUCAACCACCUCGCAAGGCAUCUGGCACCAAGAGCUCAUCGACGGAAAGCAAGUAUGGCACUUCUACCCCUCCCACGCCAUGACGCUGCGUCCCAACGCCGGCGCCGUCGCCGCGACUACCAUCGAGGCGCCGCCGCCCGUCACCUCCACCGACAAGAUCAUUGUCCACCCGCCGGGGCAGUUCCCCGCCGGCGCUGGCGGCAGUGGUGGUGGUGGGCCGCAGCUGACGUAUAACGUCUACAACACCUACAACUAUCCUGUUGCCCAGCAGCAGCAGGAGGCGAAGAAGGAGGAGGUGAAGGCGGUCGAGGCGAAGAAGCAGGAGGGUAUCUUGAUCACCGAGGAGGAGAUCAAGAUGGAUGCGCUGCUUCAUGAGCAGGCGGAGGCGCUGCGCAUGAGGAGGCAUUUGCAGACGGUUGACUAUGGGGUUGGGGAUGUGUAUGGGAGGAGGUGGGUUGGGAGGUAG